CAGAAAACAUAUCUGCCAUCUGACAGUGCAGACAGAGAUUUUUCAGAUGGCACAGCAAGACACCAGAACUCUGGCCGGAGGCUGCUUUGGGAAGGUGUACAGGGAGAAGUACAAGGACCAAUGGGCUUGCAUCAAGAGGGUUCCAAUCGGCCUCAUACGCAUGGCAGACCUAGAGAGAGAGUGCAAAGUGUAUCGCAAUGCACAGCAUCUCAAUGUGGUGAAGCUAUUGGGAGACCCAUGGUUGAAAGAAUCCAAGUGGAACAUUCCUCUUGAAUUCAUCACAGGCGAAGAACUUGAGACAACAAUCUUCUGUUCUCAGAAAUCUAAAAUAAAGUUGACCUCUACUGUCAGAGGAACCAUUAUCAGUGGCAUGUGUGCAGGGCUGUUUCAUCUUCACAGUAAAGACAUUGUGCACCAGGACAUUAAACCUGACAACAUCAUGGUGGAACAUGAAACUAACCGGCCCGUCAUCAUAGAUCUAGGACUGGCUAAAUUCUUCAAGGAUGGAAAAACGUCGGCCAUAAACGUAGGCAACGAGGCUUACUCCGCUCCUGAAAUCCUGCUGUGGCAGGGUGUGCGGGACAAACGCUCAGACGUCUGGGCGAUGGGCAAGGUCAUCGCUGAGCUGUGCGCCAGGGUCAGACUACCUACGCACGCCGUCACGCCCAGCAAAAUCCAGGAGACCCUAGCUGCCCAUCCUUACAGCGUAGCAGUGUCCAAAAUGGUGGACAGCAAUCCUGAUACCAGAAUCCCCAUGGCUUUAGUGAUGGCUGAUAUCAAGAGAGCAGAGGGAAAGGUGAGAGAGGAGGAGGCUCGGGCAAGGGAGGCAGCAUCAGCUCAUCCUGGUCUUAAGGCUGGCGUAGGUCUUGCUGGUGUCGCUAACGACAAAACAGGGCUGCACCAGAGAGGGGGCUUGAAUGUACCCUCUCCAGCAGAGGUGAGGAGAAGCCCAUCACCUGUAACAAGCAGAUUUCAGCCGUCACCUCAACAGGUGAAAAAAGAGGUCAAGACUGCCGUGGAGGUGAACCCUGGAACAGGUGCUCGAUUUGGGGGAGCAGGUGUGCGGGACAAACGCUCAGACGUCUGGGCGAUGGGCAAGGUCAUCGCUGAGCUGUGCGCCAGGGUCAGACUACCUACGCACGCCGUCACGCCCAGCAAAAUCCAGGAGACCCUAGCUGCCCAUCCUUACAGCGUAGCAGUGUCCAAAAUGGUGGACAGCAAUCCUGAUACCAGAAUCCCCAUGGCUUUAGUGAUGGCUGAUAUCAAGAGAGCAGAGGGAAAAGGUGAGAGGAGGAGGAGGCUCGGGCAGGGAGGCAGCAUCAGCUCAUCCUGGUCUUAA
Messenger RNA from Alosa alosa (allis shad), 1339 nucleotides. Its product is annotated as CBL-interacting serine/threonine-protein kinase 10. The record is from RefSeq and is a predicted model, not a curated record. The transcript is spliced from 6 exons. Gene Ontology annotation, biological process: protein phosphorylation. Lineage: Eukaryota; Metazoa; Chordata; Actinopteri; Clupeiformes; Clupeidae. The coding region runs from base 47 to 1339 and encodes 430 amino acids. Gene Ontology annotation, molecular function: ATP binding; protein kinase activity.